Messenger RNA from Drosophila takahashii, 750 nucleotides. Its product is annotated as cilia- and flagella-associated protein 276. NCBI's taxonomy places the organism in Eukaryota, Metazoa, Arthropoda, Insecta, Diptera, Drosophilidae. The record is from RefSeq and is a predicted model, not a curated record.
CUCUCAUCGGAUCCCCUACACUUUCGCUCCAAAUUAGAUUGGUUUCUCCUGUAAGAUGAUUCAGUACGAUACUGUGCAGGUGAAAAAUGUGUCCUGGCAGCCUGAACUGCACACGGAGGGCACCUAUGUGUGCUCCUUCCCGGAGCCACCGCCGCCGGAGCCUCACUUGAAUCCGGGCACAUGGCAUGGCCAUCUGGAGCCGUAUCAGCGGCUUUUCUAUCACCAGACGAUGAACUCGGUCCGCUCCAGCAAGCGAUACCGUGCCAAUCCGAACGUCCCGAAGGACGGUCUAGAUUUCUCGCUGCAGUCGCGCUACGACCAUACCCGUGAAGCCUUUCCGGACAAGGUGGACUAUGUGAUGCAGCGGGAGACGUGCCGCGCCAUUAGCAGCUGGUCGGCUCCUGGUGCCUCCAAGGAAAUCGGUGCCCAGCUUAAAUCUUUCAGGGUGCUACGCAAUACUCGCUUUAUUCGGCGCAAGCAGGAGGACGUACUAGGUCAUCCACUACGCAUCGGCGGUUGUAAGGAGAAGAUUCAUCCGCACAGCGUCAAGUUAAUUUGCAGCGGCGUCCACAACCAGCUGGUCAACAACGGAUUCUCGCGCCAGACCUCUGACGGCAACUUCUUCCGCUAUUAGUUGCGCAAAAGGCGUUUGCUUUCCCAGUGAAAAUACCGUUUUGUGUUUUUGGGUUUUACAAACAUUAUUGGCAAUAAAUUUGUGACAUGGAAGCAGUUGUCACGCAGUCGCCUCCA